CUCUCUCAGAGAAGUUGCUGGCCUCUGAUCUUGGUGUUCUCUACUCUCGUCGAAAAGAAGCUUCGAGAUCUCGAGCCAGAGCUCUACCCCUGCUGCUUCGAUUAGCAAGCUGCGGUUGUACAGGCCCAAUCGCUAAAGCCGAUAAAGAAGCAGUCGAACGUCACAGACUCUCGCGACCACAAGGCUACCAUUUAUACUCUUCGCAACGGGCUGUGUUCCCAUAACCUCCUAGUAUCUUACAUCGCCAUCAUGGAUAACGAUCCCCAGCCUCCCUCGAAUGCGCCCGAGGCUCCAGACAAGGAGAAGAUGGAUCAGAUUCGAAGACGACGCAUGGAAAAGCUGGCGGGACCCGCGACUCCAAAGAGCGAUCAGACUUCGGGAGGAGAGAACGGAACGCCCUCAGCAUCCUCUGGCCUUUCGACACCUGCCGCCCCUCAGACCGUCGAGCCUACCUCGAAACCGAAGAUUACCAUCCAUCAAGUCAACCAAACCCCUGCUACAUCCGAGAAUUCUUUGACCAAAGUGGGCUCUCAGCCAUCGGACGUCACCAGCACUCCUCCCGUAAGAUCUACAUCUGAAGCAGGAUCAUUGAAACGACCACGAGCUGAACCAGAUGUGCAGACUACUACAAGAGCACCCGCCCCGAAGGCGCCGAAACAAUCCGUGGAUGAGGAUAUUGACACAUAUGAGAAUAGGAUACUGGGUCAGAUAUUUCGGAUUACGUUAGAUCCAGACCAACGGGUGGAUGCUUCCCAUCAUAAACUCAUAUAUCUCCCAAAUCUGAGGCAGGAGUUAGAGGACGAAAAAGCGCCGAUUAGGCUUUCGAAGGACAGGCUAGACUCGGCGAUUCUUGAGGCAUGCUCUUCUAUCCCACACAACAAAUCAAUAUUAGACUAUCUUCUACCUUGCUGGAAGAGGAUAAUGAAGGCCUUGAAGGGAUUAAGAGGCCAUGCAGAUGGUAAAGAUGCGGUUCUGAAAGAAGCAAAGCGACUUUGUAUGAGCAACUGCAUAUUCGCAGUCGAAGUCCCGGAGUUAUUUGGCCGCGAACCAAACCCCGCAACGGAUUCUCUGACCCCCUACUUACUUUUUGAGACUGGCGAGGACAAAGGCAUCUGUCCCGACUUUUUACAAGAAGCAGUAUCGCGGUUUGAAGAUGACGAUACUGUCAGGCACAUGCUAACAAAAGCUGUUGCUGGCUUAAGUUUACAGCUGUCUAAUAUGACCAUGAAUGACAAUUACAAGCCUUACGUUCAUGCAUUAAAACUGCUGUCUCAAUUUCCGCCAAUUGUGACGGCCAUUGCUGAGGACCCCUUAUUCCAGAUGGCAGUAUCGGCUCCUGGGAUCGAGAAACACACCCUUCUUGGGCCCUUUUUCAGAAUCUCUCCACUGCAACCGGAAGUUACCAAAGAAUAUUUUGCGGCGCCGAAGACUAUGGACAAGCGACAUGUUGUAACAUCACAAGAGGCACUGCGACUGACAUUGCAGGCUCACCAACAAGACCUGCUCGAUAUUAUUAAUCACUUUGUCCGUGCCAGUCCUACGGCCAAGAAUAAGACCCUGGACUGGUUUGCCUAUAUUGUGAAUGCAAACCACAAGCGUCGAGCUUUACAAGUCGACCCAUCGGCGGUAUCAUCCGAUGGUUUCAUGAUGAAUGUUACCGUGGUACUUGAUGGGCUGUGCGAACCUUUCAUGGACACAACAUUCUCAAAGAUAUCGAGAAUAGAUAUCGAGUAUCUGAGACGCAAUCCAAGAGUUGACAUCAAGGAUGAGACGAAGCUGAAUGCUGACCAGAAUUCUUCCGAUGCCUUUUACGCAGUUAAGGCUGAUGGAACAUCGAAUUUCAUCUCAGAGGUCUUUUUCUUGACUCUGGCAGCUCAUCACUAUGGUAGCGAAGCAACGAAUGCCACGCUGAAGAACCUCGAAAGAGACAUCAAGCAUCUAGCAAAAUCUGUGGUCGAAAUCGAAGCAGAACGUCCAAAAUUCGUCAAUAAUCCUGCGCUCAUGAUGCGGUUUGAGCUCCAAUUGAAGAAAUACAACGACCUAUUGGAAAAGUCAAUGUCGCUCAAGUUUGCAAUCGAAGGUGUUCUUCUCGACAAACAAUUACAGACAAAGUCUCUAUUGUUCAUGAGAUAUGUUACUGUUUGGCUUUUGAGAAUUGCCACAGGCUCAGAUUAUACCCCUGACAAGACUGUAAAGCUCCCACUACCUUCAGAGCAGCCAGAAGCCUUUAAGUGCCUUCCAGAAUACGCUCUUGAAGAUAUUGUUAGCAACUUCAAUUUCAUCUUGAGAUUUGUACCAGAAGUUAUGAUCUCAGCAGUUGGCGACGAGAUCAUUGUGCUUUGCAUUACGUUUCUUACAAAUUCGGAAUACAUCAAGAACCCAUACUUAAAGGCUAAGUUAGUAUCGCUUCUAUUCCAUGGCACAUGGCCCGUCUAUCAUCGCACAAAAGGGGUUCUUGGUGACUCCUUGAUUGGGACGAAGUUUGCCAAUGACUACCUCCUGCAUGCUCUGUUGAAAUUCUACAUUGAGGUGGAAUCAACUGGCGCGCACACACAGUUCUACGACAAGUUCAAUAUUCGAUAUGAAAUCUUCCAAAUCAUCAAGUGCAUCUGGACAAAUGAUGUCUACCAGCAACGUCUAACUCAGGAGAGCAAAACAAACAUUGAGUUCUUCCUGAGAUUUGUCAAUCUCCUCCUCAACGAUUCCACAUAUGUCCUGGACGAGGCACUUACGAAGUUUCCGAAGAUUCAUGAUCUGCAAGCUGAGUUAGCACCGGGAGCGCCGCCGUUGACACCAGAGCAGCGAACAUCAAAGGAAGAGGAACUGGCGACAGCCGAAGGUCAAGCACAAUCAUACAUGCAAUUGACCAAUGAGACAGUUUCGAUGAUGAAGCUCUUUACCAAGACCUUGAGCACCGCGUUUACGAUGCCGGAAAUCGUUGAUCGGGUAGCUGCCAUGGUUGAUUACACCCUCGACAUCCUCGUCGGACCCAAAAGUAUGAAUUUGAAAGUUGCAGAUCCUACAAAGUAUCAAUUCAACCCUAGAACUCUUCUAUCGGGGUUUAUUGAUAUCUACCUCAAUCUUGGGGUCUCGCAAAGUUUCGUUGAAGCAGUGGCACGAGAUGGGCGCUCCUACAAACCUGCCAAUUUCGAUGCUGCAAGCCGUAUUAUCACUCGGUACAACCUCAAAUCGGCAGAAGAGAUAGCAGCCUGGGAGAAUUUGAAAGCUCGUUUCAAGACAGCGAAGGAAAUGGAUGACCAGGAUGAAGAAGAUAUGGGUGAAAUUCCAGACGAGUUCUUAGAUCCUAUUAUGGCGACAUUGAUGAAAGACCCCGUUAUCCUGCCUUUGAGCAGGCAGACUGUUGACCGAAGCACGAUCCGCAGUCAUUUGUUGAGUGAUCCUCAUGAUCCCUUUAAUCGAUCGCCUUUGAAGAUCGAGGAUGUGGUGGAGGAUACGGAGAGGAAAGCACAGAUAGCGGCUUUCAGAGAGCAGAAGAGAUUGGAAGCGAAAGCUGCCAAGAAAGAUGAAAUGGAUACAACUGAAGGAUAGAUGAUGCUUGUUCUUAUGGAGGGGGUGAAUGAGGAUAUGACGGGGACAUGCCUGCUGCCUUUUGAAUGCAGUCUAUGAGCGGCAGCGGUUACUCUACACCAGAGCAUGGCCCAUCGACAGAAGAGACAACCUGGUGGUUGCUUUUCGCAGGAUGAGGGCUCAUCAUACCUGGGUUCUGUUGUGGAAUAAUUAGAAUUGUACAGGUUUGGUCAGGGAAGCAAUCAGCAUGCUCAAUGUUGCUGCAGCUGUGUCAUCUAUAGUUAUUCAUACGAAGU
This is a messenger RNA of Amorphotheca resinae ATCC 22711, 3824 nucleotides long. RefSeq lists its product as hypothetical. The record is from RefSeq and is a predicted model, not a curated record. Gene Ontology annotation, biological process: protein polyubiquitination. Gene Ontology annotation, cellular component: nucleus; ubiquitin ligase complex; cytoplasm. The transcript is spliced from 9 exons. Lineage: Eukaryota; Fungi; Ascomycota; Leotiomycetes; Helotiales; Amorphothecaceae. The coding region runs from base 250 to 3549 and encodes 1099 amino acids. Gene Ontology annotation, molecular function: ubiquitin-ubiquitin ligase activity.